Molecule: messenger RNA, 1605 nt
Organism: Arachis duranensis
Lineage: Eukaryota; Viridiplantae; Streptophyta; Magnoliopsida; Fabales; Fabaceae
Exons: 4
Coding region: 1-1605 (534 amino acids)
Biological process (GO): telomere maintenance; DNA repair
Molecular function (GO): DNA helicase activity
Source: RefSeq, a predicted model, not a curated record
AUGAGAUUAACCUUUCAUUUGCCUGGAGAGCAAAAUAUUAUCUUUAAAGAUGAUGACGAUCUUGAAGAAAUCGUGGAAGAAGAGGAAGAAAAAUGUACGAUAUUCUUAGCAUGGAUGGAGGCCAAUAAAAAACUUGAAGCAGGUCAAACUUUGACGUAUGGUGAGUUUCCAAAUCAAUUUGUUUAUGAUAGAGUAUCAAGGGAAUGGCAUCCAUGCAAAAGAGGGUAUUCUAUCGGGAGGUUAAAUUAUGUUCCACCGGGUACAUGUGAUAUUUAUUAUAUGAGAAUUUUGUUAGCUGUUCAGAGAGGUUGCACAACAUAUGAGUAUAUUAGGACAGUUAAUGGAAUUAUAUAUUCUAACUUCCAAGAUGCUUGCUAUUCCAUGGGACUACUGUGCGAUGAUAGGGAAUUCAUUGUAGCUAUUAAUGAGGUAGCUGAACUCGCAUCUGGUCAUCAAUUGAGAAAACUAUUUGCGAUACUACUGAUAUCUAAUAGCAAUAGCAAUCCAGAGCGUGUUUGGAAUGCAACUUGGACAUUAUUAGCUAAUGGAAUACUAUAUGAGAGGAGAAAAGCUUUGAAAAACCAAAGACUAAACAUGACUCAUGACGAAUUGAAAAAUCUCUGCUUUAUUGAGAUUGAUGAGAAGAUACUCAACAGCAAUGCGAGAUCUUUAAAAGACUAUCAAUUAAUGCCAUAUCCUGAGAUGUCUGAUGUUCGCCUUUUUCAAAAUAAGCUAAUAGAGAAGGAUUUAGCAUAUGACACAAAUGAGUUGACUCAUACAAACUUAUAUACGAAACAAAAGAUGACUCAUGAGAAAAGAACGACUCAUUCUAGAUUUUCAAUACCCAUUACAAUUACUGAUGAAUCUACUUGCAACAUCAAGCAUGACAAUUUGAAGGCUGAGCUGCUCAUCCAAAGUAGCUUAAUAAUUUGGGAUGAAGCUCCAAUGCUCAAUAAAAUGUGCUUUGAAGCACUUGAUCGGACGCUCAGGGAUCUUAUGUCAGUUACCGAUCAACAUAAGACACAUAAACCAUUUGGUGGUAAGGUUGUUGUUCUAGGAGGUGAUUUCAGACAGAUACUUCCGGUGAUUCCGAAAGGAAGUAGACACGAUAUAUUGGCAUCCGUUAUUAACUCAUCCCAUCUCUGGUCAUUUUGUAAGGUUCUGAAACUGCAUACAAAUAUGAGGCUUCUAAUGUUUUCUUCGGAUCAAGAUGAAGGUGAAAUGAAGAGAUUUGCUAAUUGGAUACUUGAUGUUGGAAAUGGAAAUAUUGUCUCUAUUGUUGGUGAUGAAUCAGAAGUUGAAAUUCCAAAUGAUCUAUUGAUUACAACUACUGAUGACCAUUUGGUAGACUUUGCAUAUCCAAAUUGUUGUAAAACAUGUCAGAUUACAGGGAUAGAAAAGAAGUAUUUGAGCUCUAACACAAUAUGUCAAGCUGAUGAGAAUGAAGAUGUACAACAAGAGUGGUUCACACCAGAGUUCCUAAAUGAUAUAAUGUUCGAGACUACCCAAUCACAAGUUGACUUUGAAGACAGGAGUCGCUGUAAUGCUACUCUGAAACAUAGACCAAACUUCGGGUUUAUGCAACGGGACAAGAUUAAUAGUUAA